Molecule: messenger RNA, 1616 nt
Organism: Vespula pensylvanica (western yellowjacket)
Lineage: Eukaryota; Metazoa; Arthropoda; Insecta; Hymenoptera; Vespidae
Product: ribonuclease H2 subunit A
Exons: 2
Coding region: 141-1142 (333 amino acids)
Biological process (GO): mismatch repair; DNA replication, removal of RNA primer
Cellular component (GO): ribonuclease H2 complex
Molecular function (GO): RNA binding; RNA-DNA hybrid ribonuclease activity
Source: RefSeq, a predicted model, not a curated record
UAUAUAUUUCGCAUAUAUGCGUGUAUAUUAUUGUUUCGAUGCCGCUAGGGUCGGCUGAAUGUAAACUGAAGGAAUCUUUACGAGAACUUUGGCGGUUUCUCUGAACGUGUUUUCAUUUAUUUUGCUGGUUACGUUAAGAUAUGAGUUUACAACUCGGUAAUAUAAUCAGUGAGAAUGCUAAAGAAGAAGCGGACAGAUCGAGCAAAGAAGCGAAUAUACAAAUAAAAUGUAGAACGGAAUUGACAUCUUAUUUUAAAGAGAGUGAUCAUAGCAAUAAUAGCAUUUAUUUUUCGGAGAUUCCAAAAGUGUGUUGCGACGAACCAUGCCAAUUGGGCGUAGACGAAGCAGGAAGAGGUCCUGUAUUGGGUCCCAUGGUAUAUGGAAUAGCUUAUGCUCCGUUGACCCAGAAACAAUUACUCGUAGACUUAGGUUGCGCAGAUUCAAAGAGCUUAACAGAAAAUCAAAGAGACGGUAUCUUUGAUAGAAUAUGCGAAGAAAAUGAUAAAAUGGGAUGGACUGUGGAGGUGAUAUCUCCUAAUGUCAUUGCUAAUAGUAUGUAUCGUCGUAGUAAAAAAUCUUUAAACGAAGUUUCUAUGGAAUCGGCAAUUGGACUGAUCACGCGAGCUGUCGAAGCUGGUGUAAAUGUCAGUAAAGUAUACGUCGAUACGGUUGGUAAACCAGAGAAAUAUCAGGCUCGAUUGGAAGAAAUAUUUCCUCAAUUAGAAAUAGUUGUUGCGAAGAAAGCAGAUUCUACUUAUCCCAUUGUUAGCGCGGCAAGCAUUUGUGCAAAAGUCUGUAGAGAUCAUGCGAUACGCGCGUGGCAAUUCCCCGAAGGUAGUAACGAAACUGAAUACGGCAGUGGAUAUCCUAAUGAUCCAGUAACAAAGAAAUGGUUGACGGCCAAUGUCGACGCUGUAUUUGGGUUUCCACAGAUAGUCCGUUUCAGUUGGUCUACAGCAGAGAAGAUUCUCGAAGCCAAUGCAUUAACCGUCGAGUGGGAAGAAAUGGAGGAUCAUGAAAUACGUAGCGAGCAAAAGAUUUCUAAAUUUUUUGCCAAAUCACCUUUAAAAUCCUACAAGGUUCACGUUAAAAAGCAUGUUUUCUUUACUGAACGAUGCAUUACCAAUGCUAGUACUCUAUGAUGAUCACUCUUGCGGAUUUAUCGCCGUAAUAAAAUUACAUCGUGUAGUCGAAUAUUUUUUUAUGAUUUUAUUUGAUUGGUAUACAAGAUAUUUGGACAGAAUUCUCUUUUUAUAAAUCUCAAUGCUCUGAAAGAUCGGUAAUAUAGCGAUACUUUUUUUCUUCUUCCAUUGCUUAACUUAACAUCAUUUUACCUUUUAAUCUUGCAUAACGUACAUUUUAUUUAUGUACAUAUGUACAAAAUAUUUUUAAAGUCGUCACAUAUGAAAUUUUAGUCGCAUUUAUCUUUACACAUUCUACGACUAUAAUUAACAAUUAGGAAUGUUUAUCGCGAUAAUUUGAAUAUCUUUGGUACACACGCUAGAUUUACAUAGUUUACAAUCAUCCUAAAAUGUGACAUUAUUAUUGUAUGAUUUAUAGCGACUAGAAUGUUAAAAGCUAUGAUGUAGAGAACGCAACAACGAUUUGAAAUGUUA